Messenger RNA from Ambispora leptoticha, 1248 nucleotides. NCBI's taxonomy places the organism in Eukaryota, Fungi, Glomeromycota, Glomeromycetes, Archaeosporales, Ambisporaceae. The record is from the annotation of a GenBank genome assembly.
AUGGAAUCGGAAUUGAAGACGGAAAACGGUGACUCUUUGGUAGCGUUAAUUAGGACCAUAGUGAAAGUGAUGAAAAAGGAAAUCGUAAAAAACUUGGGAACAAUCCUAGGGAAGAAACCAAAACGUAGGCCACGUUUAUGUUACGAGUGUCGUCGCAAAGGACAUUUGGCUCGUUCGUGCCCGUCUCUGAGAAAUCAAGACCUACGUUUGAUGGAAAUGCAUCGUGUGGACGUUGGUGAAAUGAAUUGUGAUUUUUUUGAACGAGAUUUAAGGUGUAGAAAAGAAAAGGUCAGGGACAAUGAAAGGGCAAUGAAGGCGUUAGUAAGAAUAAAAGGAGAACAUGCAGAAAUGGCCAUCCGAAUUAGUUCGUGUACAAAUAAAAUGAGCGUGAAAUAUGCAAAGAGAUUAGGGUUUACCUGGAAAUGUUUAGAUAAUAGAAUUAGUGAUCGUAUGGGCGAUGAAUUCGUUGGAUAUAUUCCUGACGUUGAUGUAGCUGUAUGUGGUGUUAGUGUAAAUCAACCAUUCUAUGUCGUGCGGGAGCUAACUUCUGAUAUAGUUCUGGGAAUGCCGUGGGUUGCAAGAUCUAGGUGUAAUAUUCAGUGUAAAGAUGGUCAGUGUCGCUACACAAUCGAAUCAGGAUCCAAGAAAGCAACAUUUGAAGUCACAGAUGAACCUACGAAAGGAGUUAAGGUCGAAAGUGAACAUCAGAUUAUGGACAAUAUUGUAGACAUUAGAAGCUACUAUAAAGAAAGGAAAAAGGAUACGAAGUUAAAUGGUGAAGUCCGAGAUGUGGAGAUCUUUAGAUGCGUGGAAGUAGAGGGUAAAAGGUUUGUUGGUGAUGUUGAAAGCGAUGAGCCCAGUAAAGCGAACUCAGAUCAUAGAGCUGAAACUGAUAAUAAAGGUGUGAAUGGUAAAGGCAGAUCUUUGAAUAACAACUGCCAUGAUCCUCUUAGGAAACAAUGGAUGAAAAGGCAUAUGAUGUUUAUGAACAAUCGGAUUAGAGAUCCUGCAUGGCUACGAAAUCCUGAACAUCGAUUGAUCAACAUGUAUGGUGUUACAACGAUUGUAAAUCAAAAGGUAAAUUGGAGUCACGCUGUGUCAUAUAAUGGUGAAAAGAUCGAAUUUCUCAAGCGACUAUAUUUGGAUCACAUGAUUGGUUGCGAUGGAGUGGUAAAUGCGACUUUUGGAAGUCGUCUUACUAUACGCAAACUGGGAGGCAUGAUGUUAGGAAUAAAUGAUUUGUUAUGA